This is a messenger RNA of Seminavis robusta, 963 nucleotides long. The record is from the annotation of a GenBank genome assembly. NCBI's taxonomy places the organism in Eukaryota, Bacillariophyta, Bacillariophyceae, Naviculales, Naviculaceae.
AUGAAGAUCUACAAUAAAUACAACCAAGCCACCCUUUGUGCCCUUGCCACUGUCUUUUCUCUGCUGAUGGCUGGCACACCACUGACGGGAGCUUCCACCAUUGCUGCCCCCAUCGCAGCGCCCUUGCAAGUCACAUCCACGGCCGUCCUUCCACCUCCACCCUCAGUGGAAACUGAGCAAGUGCAAUCGAAUGCUCGGGCUACUGAGGGUGUCAUGGUCCACGCAGCAGAUGGUACUCAAGUUUUAGGGCACGACAUGUCCAAGCCGUUGCCACUGGGGGUCCCUUUUGAAUUUGAAACCCCCUUCUUCAAAGGAAAGAUCCUGCUAAGAUUCCGAGGGAAUGGUGAUUCCGAGAGUCAAGACGCUUAUUUUGGUCAACACAAGAAGCGGUUGAUGCAGACUGUGGUCCAAGGGCGGUUCAAGCAAAAGGCUAAAAUGAGUGACGUUUUUGUUGGCUCCGUGUUCAACCGUCCUCUGGCUCAGAAACCGCCCGCUUUUGUGGCCAAGCUGAUGGACAAGGCAAUGAAACGCAUGGCCCCUGGAAUUAUCAUGGACCUGGUAUCGGACCAACCCCGCGUUGUAGCUCUUUAUGCCGGCACAGCCCAGUCUGUGAGCAUCGAUACACCCGGCACUGAACCCGAUAUGAUGGGUACCGAAAUCCGUGAAAAUGUGGCCGGCUACUUGGGCUCCAAGUUUGCCUCUUUGAGUAUUAAUAAACGCAAGAAGCAACUGUCAUCUCCUGCCCAGGCGGAACAGUACGAGUAUGACACAGAUCAUGUCUACACUUUUCAUUCUUAUGAUGAGGCAGUGGAUUAUGGCUCUGGAAAGAUUCGAGUGCCCAUGUACGGUGAUUACGAUAUCAAGAAGGCUCUGGGACAUCAGCCACUCAAACUGAGUGCAGUGACCAGCCAGGGUGAUGUCAUUUACUCGUUUGAAUUGAGACAUCCUACAUCUGAUCAAUGA